AUGGACGAACGACUGUUCUCUGAAAAUCUCUGUUACUUCUUCUGGGACCUAAUUCAUAGCCAACAGGGUGGUGUCCAAGACAUAGAAAGCAUCUUUCAGCCACCACCGCCACUCACCCACCAUGUAGUGUUUGUGGGGUACAUUCUUAUCUGUGCAAUAGGUUUGAUUGGAAAUGCUCUGGUUAUCUAUGUUACUGGGUUUGUCAUGAAGAGCCAUAAGUGCAAAAUCUGGUUUCUGAACUUGGCCGUAGCUGAUCUCAUAUAUCUCCUGUGCAUGCCCCUUACAAUCGCUGCUGAAUUUACAGGGAACUGGAUCUUUGGGUUGGCUCUUUGUAAAACGCAUAAUUUUUUGGCCACGUGCAACAACUACGCUAGCGUUUUCAUCAUUACCGCCCUCAACAUUGAGCGGGUCCUGUCUGUGGCUAAACCAAUAUGGCACCUGAGGUUCUUCUCGCGACGCAUUUGCUUCUGGAUCUGCUCAAUCAUUUGGUCAGUAACAGUGAUCUUUAGCUUUCCCGUAAUAUUUUUUAGCUCUAUUUCUACCGAUGAUGAUGGGAAGAGAGUUUGCGAUUGGUUUGGCUUCAGAAGCAGCCAAAUAAAUAUCAGUGAAGAGGAAGAUUAUGGAGCCUACGAAGAGAACACAACAGUAAUUUUUAUCCCCAGCAAUGAAAAUGGGGGGUUCCCACAUAUCCGUGAGCAAUGUAAAUACAGUGACUGCUGCCUUGAUGCAGAAAUGAUUGCAAUGUGGAGUCACAUGAUCUUUGUAGCAAAAACUGUUAUGAUUCCAAUGCUCUUGUUUGGCUGCAUUAUUCCUCUGUGUAUUAUUGUGUUUUCCAAUGUCACUAUUGCCAUAAAGGUUAGCAAAUCCCAAACACUGAAGCCUCCGCGACUGUACAAAAUUGUAAUCACAGUUGUCCUGGUUUAUUUCCUAACCUGGAUUCCAUGUGCCAUAGGGUUGAAUUUGGCUAUCAUCGCUGUUUUUACCAUGGACUUCUCCCUGUUUACUAAAAUACACGUGUAUUUACCUCUGCUGGGAAUGAUAUCUGACAUCAGCAGCUGCCUCAACCCUCUAAUCUAUGCGUUGGUUGGCCAAAAAGUACGAAACCUGCUCAUGUGUUCCAAGAGAAAGAAGACAAGAGAGGACUUUAAGUAG
This is a messenger RNA of Xenopus tropicalis (tropical clawed frog), 1152 nucleotides long. Its product is annotated as chemokine-like receptor 1. The coding region runs from base 1 to 1152 and encodes 383 amino acids. Gene Ontology annotation, biological process: signal transduction; G protein-coupled receptor signaling pathway. Gene Ontology annotation, molecular function: G protein-coupled receptor activity. Gene Ontology annotation, cellular component: membrane. The record is from RefSeq and is a predicted model, not a curated record. Lineage: Eukaryota; Metazoa; Chordata; Amphibia; Anura; Pipidae. The transcript has a single exon.